Molecule: messenger RNA, 3586 nt
Organism: Closterium sp. NIES-67
Lineage: Eukaryota; Viridiplantae; Streptophyta; Zygnematophyceae; Desmidiales; Closteriaceae
Source: the annotation of a GenBank genome assembly
CAGUCGACUCGAGAAACGGUCAUUCUUCGGAAGAGUGCCGUUCUGCUGCACUUCACGUCGCUGCGCUGGAACAUCAAACAUCAUGAUGGAACCGCCGGCGCUGCCGUUCUUCACGUCGCUCUUCGCCGAGGAGCGCCUCGAGCUUGCCGCGCCCCGGCGAGGGCCCCUCGCGAAACCGCAAGAGAACGCCGCAGCGCGCCACGAAACGCACGGUCAUAAGAAAACUGUCGAUCAGCUGGAGAAGAACGACCCGAAAAAACAGAACUCGUCAACGACCCCGUCGGCGGUUCAGCAACAGCCCCAGCCCGUUGAGAGGGCGUUUUCGCGCGUGAAGGAGGAGCCUGUUGACGACAGCCCCCCCGCCGGCGACGAUCUUCCGGAUUUCUUCGACCUGUCGAGCGACGGUGACGACCACAGUAACGACGUUGACGUCGAUAUGCACGAAGACGACGGCGGUGACGGCAGCGGCGACCACGGCGACGGCGACCUUGCUGACGAGGGUGCAGGCGACGUGUCGAACGCGUCGGAUGAAGCGACACCCGCGCCGAAAUUGGAGUCUUCGCCGCCGCCUCGCGGUUCGCAGGCGCCUUUUUGCGACUCCCAAACCCCUCGCACUUGUCGCAACCCUCUCAGUUCUCACGCAUCUCGUGAAUCCCCCCGCCGCGGCGCUUUGCCGAACCCUGCAUUCGUCGCGAAGCCAAACUUGCUUUCGAUUCCCGCUUCCUACGUCCCGGCCCGGGGGCAAGGGCAAGUGAGCAGCACCACUACUACCGCCGCGGUUUGCGGUAUGACAAGGGUUUGCGAUAUGGCAAGGCCCAACCGCACUGGGUGUGGCGCCCGUCUGGGAAGCGAUUCGAACACCCUUCGAGUCCCGAAGCCCGUGGCGGCUCUGGCGCAGCGCCUGGCGGCGCAACCAGCGGCGCGGCUUGCGCCGCACGCUAAACGACCGCGCCAUGAAGACGACCGUCGAGGAAUCGAGGAGGAGGGGGAGUCCGCCUCGGAGGGAGAGGACGAGGAGGAAGAGAAGGUGGAGAAGGGAGAGGGUGGCCGUGCUUUCAAUAGUCCACGUAAGCUUUGUGUGACGUCACCAUCGCGUCAGCAGCCUGACGGGGCGUCCGCGGCUCCCCGUGUCAACCCCCCAUUCGAAGUCAAAGCCGCGCAAGCCCCCACCCCCUCCCUCUCCAACUCUUCCGCGGCGCAAAGGUCCCCCGCCUCUUCCAGUAGGCCCGGCGCCAAGGCGCCGCGCAAGCUCCGGCUGCGCCUGCCGCCCGCGCAAGUCAAAGUGCUCGAGUCGCACUUCACGGAAAUCGAGCGCGAAAUCAGCUACGAGACGCGACUCGAGCUGGCGACUCGGCUCGAUAUGAAGCCACGUCAGGUCGCGGUUUGGUUUCAGAACCGGCGCGUGAAACACGCGACGAUGAUGAGGGAGGGGGAGCUGUCGCGGUUACGCGCGGAGAUGGCGCAGGCGCGGGCGGAGCUGGCGGAACUGCUGAAGGCGAAUGAGCGGGCGAAGCGGGAGAUGGGGGAUUUGGCGGGGGAGCACGCGGAGCUGAAAUCGAAAUACGACGAGCUGUUGGUUUCGACGAAAAGAAAACUGCCCGAUAACGAUUCGAUGAAUGCGCCUCCGCAUAAACGCGCAAAGCAGGAAUUUCCGGAGCCCGCUCGCGCUUCCGCAGGCUCCGCCGAACAGAGUGACGCGCGUCAAUGCGGGGAGCGAAUUUCGCCCUCUGCCGAGGAUGGUUCCGCUAUGAACUGCUCUGAUAAGAGUGGGUCAAAGGCUUUAGCUGCAGCUGCAAAGCUUCGUCUUAGAGAGGCAUUCGAAAAAGAUUCUGAGGAUUGUGCUAUGCAAGAAGUGGGGAGGCAACAAGCUACAAAUGGAGACAGCAAAAACGGGGAUGAGGACAGCAACAAGGGUGAGGAAGGAAACAGCCUCAUGGUAAGCGGCUCCCAGUCCCAAACUACCACCGUGUUACCAACCCGAGAAGACAAUCUGUCGAGGUCAUCCGCUACACUCACACCUCAUACAAGCACAUGCACAAGCCAUCAAGCCCGGAUCAAGCCGAUGUGGGUCGACGGAGCAAGCAAGUUACCGAAAGGCCUCCCCCUCUGCUCCAUCCUCCCUCAAAAUCCAUCCACCCCUCGCACCACUCUCUCCCCUCGCGCGGCCUCCUCCCCCCUCUCCCCUCGCUCCCCUCCCUCCCCUCCCUCAUCCCCAAGUCCCAACCCACCCUCCUCGCAACCUUCCUCUCACUCCGGCUGUCCAUCACUCAAUGCCUCCCAUCGCUCCCUUUCCUCCUCUUCCUCCCACUCCAAGCCCCAUGAUAGCCUGCCCCAGUUGUUACCUCCCCCAGGCAUCCCUGCCUCCCCCAAAACGCCCACCUCCACUGGCCGAUGGAGGGAAUUCAUCUCCCCUCUUCCCACCUUCAACAGCGCACCACCCCACUCCCGCUCAACAUCCCCCUCUGCUGCGGCUGCGACUACUAGAACUGCUGCUGCUGUUACUGGUGCUCCCUCAACUUCUGCAGCUGCUGCUGCUACUGGUGCUACAGCUGGUUUGAAACCUGUGAAAGUGGUUCCAGUGCCACCUGUGGCUGUAGCCGCACUUGUGGCUGUAGCACCGGUACCCGUCAUCUUAACCCCAGCAGGACCAGGAGCCCAAGCUUUGACUGCUACACCUGGGGCGACUGUAGCAGGAGCAGCAGGUUGGCCAGUUGGAGCUGUAGCGUCAAGAGCACCCUUAUCUGGCUCAAGUGGCAUCCUGCCGUGUGCCACUGUUCAUGCUGCAAGUUUUCUGGGACAUAAUCCCGGGAUCCCUGUUCCUCAUGGUGCAAUUCCCGUAAUGCCAAGAGCAGCACCCCCUAGAAGCCUGGCCGCAAGAACGGCAAGAGCUGCAGCGGAGGCAGCGGCAGCAGCAGUGAGAGCAGGUAGAGCAGAGGCAGCUGCUGCUGCAGCAGCACAAGCAGUUGAAGCAGCAGCAGCAGUAACAGCAAGAUCAGCUGCAGUUGCUGCAUCAGGGGGUGCAGCAGUGGCUGCAGGACAGCAGAGAUCAGGAGCACACAGACAGGCGAACGGCCUAGCAAGGGUCAGCGAGGGGAGAGUUGCUGCAACUGCUGCAUCAGGGGGGCCGAUGGCCGCAGGGCAGCAGAGAUCAGGAGCACAUAGACAGGCGAACAGUCUAGCAAGGAGUGGGGAGGGAAGAGGCAUUGGUGGUGCUGAAACAGGACCACGCGAGUCGAAAGCAGCAGCAGCAGGAGGGAGGGGGAAAGGUGAGAUUGUGUUGAAUGAGGAGAUGGCAGAGAAAGGGCUUACAUUGAAGCUGUCACUAUAGAGAAGGGUGAUUUCUGGUCAGUCACAGUAAGAAGAACCUGCUAUGUGCUUGGUAGGUGUUCUAUUUUUGUCUGGUUUGGUUUGCUGUGGUGUGGUUUGAGUACCCAAGGAAGCUAGGAGCUAGAUAGAUUUACUACGGUUUGCCCAGCUGUCUUGUGGCACAGCACAGGCUGUGGCAGCUAUAAGGUGUCUAGCUUAGAGAGCACGUGCGUUGCAUGCAUUAGCUAUGAUCCACAUAUUCUAUGCAUAUCAUAUAACA